Carassius auratus (goldfish) is the source of this 1374-nucleotide messenger RNA. RefSeq names its product rab GDP dissociation inhibitor alpha-like. Gene Ontology annotation, cellular component: cytoplasm. The record is from RefSeq and is a predicted model, not a curated record. Gene Ontology annotation, biological process: small GTPase-mediated signal transduction; protein transport; vesicle-mediated transport. Lineage: Eukaryota; Metazoa; Chordata; Actinopteri; Cypriniformes; Cyprinidae. The transcript is spliced from 11 exons. Gene Ontology annotation, molecular function: Rab GDP-dissociation inhibitor activity. The coding region runs from base 11 to 1336 and encodes 441 amino acids.
GGGCGUAAGGAUGCCGGAGUUUGAUGUGAUUGUUCUGGGAACCGGACUGAAGGAAUGUGUUUUAUCUGGACUGAUGUCUGUCAACGGGAAGAAGGUCCUUCAUAUGGACUCCAACCCGUAUUAUGGAGGAGAAAGUGCCUCGGUUUCCCCUCUGGAGGAGCUUUAUAAGAAGUUCCAGGUUUCUGCUCCUUCAAAAUCAAUGGGAUGCGGGAAAGACUGGAACGUGGAUCUGAUUCCCAAGUUCCUGCUUGCAAACGGUCCUCUGGUGAAGAUGCUGCUGUACACUGAGGUCACGCGGUAUCUUGACUUCAAGGUGAUUGAAGGCAGUUUCGUCUAUAAAGGAGGGAAAAUUCACAAAGUCCCCUGCACUGAGACAGAAACACACAAUACAGAUCUGAUGGGGAUGUUCGACAAGCGGCGCUUCCGUAAGUUCAUGUCCUUUGUGCUGAACUUCGAGGAGAACGAUCCGCGGACGCAUCACGACAUGGACCCGCACAGAACCAAUAUGAGGGACGUGUUUCGCCACUUCGACCUGGGAGACGAUGUGGUGGAGGUCACAGGUCACGCUCUGGCCCUUCACGUCAAUGACGAUUUUCUGGAGCAGCCGUGUCUGAUGACCAUACAGAGGAUCAAGCUGUACUCCGAGUCUCUGGCACGGUACAGUCUCAGUCCGUUCCUCUAUCCUCUGUUCGGUCUGGGCGAGGUGCCUCAGGGCUUUGUCAGGCUCAGCGCCGUCCACGGGAACAGAUACCUGCUGAACCGCCGCGUGGACGAAAUCCUGAUGAAGGAUGGGCGAGUGACGGCGGUGCGAUCCGAGGGCGAAGUCUUCCGCUGUAAGCAGCUGAUCUGUGACCCGAGCUACGUGCCGGAGCGCGUGAAGAAGGUCGGUCGCGUCAUUCGUGUCAUCUGCUUACUCAACCACCCCAUCAAAAACACCCACGACGCCAACUCCUGCCAGAUCAUCAUCCCACAGACGCACCUCAACAGGAAGUCAGAUAUCUACAUCUGUCUGCUGUCCUUCGCUCAUAACGUGGCGGCAGAAGGGAAGUAUAUGGCUGUGGUCAGCACGAUGGUGGAAACCUGCAACCCGGAGAAGGAGGUCGCUCCCGGUCUGGCCCUGCUGGAGCCCAUCCUGGAGAAGUUUGUGAGUGUCAGUAACCUGAUGGUCCCCAUCGAUGACGGCCGCCGGAGUCAGAUCUUCGUCUCACGCUCGUACGACCACACGCCACACUUUCAGACCGAGACGGAUGACAUCCUGGAUCUGUACCGGCGCGCCACGGGCUCAGAGUUCAUCUUCAGGGAUCCCAGAGACACCGACGCCGACUCUGACGACUGAACGAGCGUCACAACAACAAACCCAUGAGAGAUCCUUCA